Molecule: messenger RNA, 1496 nt
Organism: Tarenaya hassleriana
Lineage: Eukaryota; Viridiplantae; Streptophyta; Magnoliopsida; Brassicales; Cleomaceae
Product: E2F transcription factor-like E2FE
Exons: 11
Coding region: 87-1265 (392 amino acids)
Biological process (GO): regulation of transcription by RNA polymerase II
Cellular component (GO): RNA polymerase II transcription regulator complex
Molecular function (GO): RNA polymerase II cis-regulatory region sequence-specific DNA binding; DNA-binding transcription factor activity, RNA polymerase II-specific
Source: RefSeq, a predicted model, not a curated record
UAUAGCCCUUCUACCCUCUCCCUCUCUCCCCAAAUCUCUCUCUCUCUCUCUCUCACACAGAGAGAUCUGUCGCCGGCGAGAUCGAAAUGCCGCCCACUUUGUCCACUCCCGCCCUGGAUUCUUCGUCCUCCAGACACCAUUCUUACAGUAGGAAGCAGAAGUCGUUGGGGCUUCUCUGUACCAAUUUCUUAGCAUUGUACAAUCGAGAUGGGAUUGACAUGGUUGGGCUUGACGAUGCUGCCACGAAAUUAGGAGUUGAGCGGCGGAGGAUCUAUGAUAUUGUUAAUGUGCUUGAAAGUGUCGGGGUUCUGACAAGAAGAGCUAAGAAUCAGUAUACAUGGAAAGGGUUUGGUGCAAUUCCAGGAGCCUUGAAGGAGCUAAAGGAUGAGGGAAUCAAGGACACUUUUCAUCGAUUCUAUAGCAAUGAGAAUGAGAAAGUGUCUGAUGAUGAUGACGACGAGGAAGACUCUUCCCAGCCCUAUUCUAGCAGCCAAAAUGAUGGGUCAAAACUGGGGUCUCUUCCCAAUUCCUCAGCUUCAUCGAAAAUAGAUAAUCGAAGAGAGAAAUCUUUAGGACUUCUUACUCAGAAUUUUGUCAAGCUCUUUGUUUGCUCUGAAGCUCAGAUUAUCUCUCUUGAUGAAGCUGCAAAAUUACUGCUUGGUGAUGCCCACAAUACAUCGAUCAUGCGAACAAAAGUAAGGCGGCUGUAUGACAUUGCAAACGUUUUAUCAUCAAUGAAUCUCAUAGAGAAGACCCACACCUCAGAAACACGAAAACCAGCUUUCAAGUGGCUGGGAUACAGCGGCGAACCCGUUCACGUGCCAAGCAAUAACUUCAAGCAAAAUGAAACGAGAAAAAGGGUAUUUGGGACUGAUCUUACGAAUGUCGGAGUCAAGAAGAACAAAACGGCAUCUUUUGCACUUGAAAAUACAUCUGAGAAGAUGCUCCAGAUGAGUAAACAGACAGUAUCUAAGAAGAGUUCAUUCACCAAAACCAGUAAGGUUCAGGAAUCAUCGAUAUAUGGAGCAAGGAGUUACCAGUUCGGUCCCUUCGCACCUGCCAGCGCUACAAGUCAUAGCUUUGCUCUGGAUAACAACUCAAAGAGCGUUACCGAGUUGGAGAAUCUAGUUUCAGUUCACCGUCCCUGUUACCAUAACCAAGUUUUGAAAGAUCUCUUUGCCCAUUACAUGGAAGCUUGGAAAUCAUGGUACGGCGAAGUUGCAAGGAAGAAGAAUCCAUUAGCCAAAACAUCGCAACACCACUAGUUUUUUCGUUUUCUUUAACCUCUAAACCGCAAUUAGAUUGGUGCAGCUUCAAGAUGCCAUUGGUUCUUUCCUCCUCGAUCUCUUGCUCUCUUUCUUUUUUUGUAACGGCAGGAAUUGACAUAGGUUGCCCGACCCACGUUCUCUGUGCGUCGGAUAUGACUAUGGCUGCCUUUUGCAAGCCGCUCAUUGUUGGAUUGUAAUGCCAUUUUGUAAGCAAUGUUUUGCAAACUC